AUGGCGCUAGGGGCCUUAUCGUCUCCGGAGACGACUGAACAGGCUGCAAGAAUUUAUCAAGAGGCGCGAACCAUGCUUGAUAUCUGUGAGAGGCAGGAGAGUGGGGAAUCUCUUACCAGUAUCAACAUUUUACAGGCAUGUGCCCUUCUGACAUUAUAUGAGCUAAAGCGGCCAAAUCAGGCCCGUGCUUGGAUGACUCUUAGACGUGCUAUUGGUCUAAGCAAAAUCAUGAGUCUAGAACAACCCGAGGGUCCCUCAAAUCAGCCAGUUGAAGAUUGGAACCUGCCAACAAAACUCCGUCCUUUUGCCUCUGACUCCUGCGAGGCAGAGGAGAGACGACGAUCCUUCUGGAUACUAUACAUACUUGAUGCUAUCUCAAGUCUGCGCAUUAAUACGAGGCCGACGCUUGAGAAACAGCUUCGAGGUUUCAUUGUCCUUACCUAG
Penicillium malachiteum is the source of this 444-nucleotide messenger RNA. RefSeq names its product fungal specific transcription factor domain-containing protein. Gene Ontology annotation, molecular function: zinc ion binding; DNA binding. The coding region runs from base 1 to 444 and encodes 147 amino acids. Lineage: Eukaryota; Fungi; Ascomycota; Eurotiomycetes; Eurotiales; Aspergillaceae. The transcript has 2 exons. Gene Ontology annotation, cellular component: nucleus. Gene Ontology annotation, biological process: DNA-templated transcription. The record is from RefSeq and is a predicted model, not a curated record.